UUCGGAAUGCAUUCUUCAGCGAACCAAACAUUAGCUGUAUCGACAAGAGCAAGCUACUACUAAGCACUAAGAAGUCACAUUUAAACAGCAGAGCUCAAACUUUGUCCCGAAUUCAAGAUGUCAGACGAGGAAGAGGACUAUAUGUCCGACGCAUUCAUCAGUAAAACACAAGAUGUGAAGCCAGGCUUGCCGAUGGCUAAGCGGGUAAAGGAUGCAAUGAAGAAGGAAUUGCAAAUGAAGGAGAGGAAUCUUAUGAAUCGUCAGAAGACCUAUAAAGAGCAAGAGAAGGAAAGCAGAGAAGCAGCUAUGCACAACACCAUCACCAGCGGGAACAAAGGAUUUGCACUUUUGCAGAAAAUGGGCUACAAAGCUGGGCAAGGCCUUGGAAAACAGGGUGCAGGAAGAGUUGAACCAAUUCCGCUUAAUAUAAAAACCGACAGAGGGGGCAUUGGAAUGGAAAAAGUAAAAAAGAGAAAAGCAGAGCAGGAACUUGAACACUAUCGACAUAAAGCACAAGUGAGGCAGCAGAAUGAGACACAAUCAUUGGAAGAUUUCAAAGUGAGGGUGAGGAGUGAGCGAGAGGAGAGAAAGAUUGAAGGAGAUCUUAGAAGGAGUCAGCGGGCAUGUGAACAACUUGACAGUCAAAAGAGCAUCUCCGUUCCCAGGGAGGAUUGGUAUUGGCCCACACCAGAGCCGGUUGAGGAGGAAGAUGAUGACGAGGAAAAGGAAGAAGAAGAAGAAGAAGUGAAAGUAAAGGAAGAAGAAAAAGAAGAGGAUGAGGAUGAGAUAGUGGAAUUAACGACCUUUGACAAGCUGCAGAUCCUGACCUCCUACCUCAGGGGGGUCCAUUUCUACUGCAUAUGGUGUGGGACCACGUACAAUGAUGAAGAGGAUUUGUGUGCCAAUUGUCCAGGGGAUACGGAUGCCGACCAUAUGUGAAGCAGAUGAUGGGUUGUGCCUUUAUACCAGGGACAGAGCACUCAUCAUGGUGUAACUGACUAUAUUUAACUAUAUAGCUCUUGUUUGUUGUAAAUAAAGCGUUUUGUAAUGUA
Messenger RNA from Gadus morhua (Atlantic cod), 1052 nucleotides. It is a transcript of the gene gpatch11, whose product is annotated as G patch domain containing 11. Gene Ontology annotation, cellular component: kinetochore. The coding region runs from base 118 to 939 and encodes 273 amino acids. The record is from RefSeq and is a predicted model, not a curated record. Gene Ontology annotation, molecular function: nucleic acid binding. The transcript has 8 exons. Lineage: Eukaryota; Metazoa; Chordata; Actinopteri; Gadiformes; Gadidae.